CACUGUCCUGGCAACAAACUGCUGAAUCGCUACUUUUUUCUUCUUCGUCUCUUUGCAUUUCUAGGCAAGCUUGGGAUAUAUGAUGCUGAUGGAGAUGGAGAUUUUGAUGUGGAAGAUGCUAAAGUAUUGCUAGGUGAGGAGCCAGGAGGGGUAGCCAAGAAAAAAACUAAAGUCAAAGUAAAAGAAGCAAUUAAAGAACCGCUCAAGAAAUUAAAGGAGAAGCGGGAAUCCAAGAAGGAGGAAAUCAAAGAUGAGGAAGGAAAAAAGAAAGCCAGGAAAGGAAAAGAUGCUACUGAUCGAAAGGACAAGAAAGCUGUUGAUAUGAAUAAAUUAAAGAAAGAUUCUGACAAGGCUAAAAGAGACAGAGGAAAGGAAAAGGAAAAGGAAAAAAGCCUAGACAAAAAUGUGAAAUCCAAGGAGGCUACAAAAAAAUCAGCCAGUGAAAAGGAUGGUACUAUUCAGUUGGCAAUACACUUACCUCAGACUUUCAAUACAGCACAUACGUGUCUCUGCCUUAAAGAAAGAUCUGUCCCAGCACAGCCUACAGCACCAGAAUCUGAGGAGACCAUCCAGCCUGCUGAGAAGUCGUAUGUCGAAUCAGAGCACAAGAAUGCUGACAUAGAAUUGGAAGAGGAAAUUCAGUCUGUUCUUCGUGAAGCUCUCCAUUCCCAGCCUGACUGUGUGGAGUGCAAGAAUGGGUCAACAGAGAUGGCUUUUACUGUCGUUUUUCCAGGAGCAAAGGCGGCACUGGCAAGUCAGUGCAGAUUCUUUGGGUUUAUACUGCUGGAAGGAGAGAGACGUGAAGAUGUAGAUGAAAGUAUAAAUGACCAGUGGCAAGUGAAGGAAGAAAUAUAUGGAGAAACCUUUGAAGCUCCUACAACAGAUGACUUGCUCAGAGAAUUAGAGAAUGAAAUGCCAGAAGCAUAUGAGACACCAGACUCAGUUCAGAAAGAUGCUGAUCUUCUGGCAGAUGAUCUUGGAGCAAUGGAGCCUGAACCAUAUGAAGCUCCAGUUUCAUAUGAAUAUGAUAUGGAUGUGGAAAAGACAGUAAGUGAUCCAGAAGCUCCAGGUGACUCUGAGCUAGUGCUAGAAGAUGCUAUUGAACAUUACACAGAGGAUAGCAUGCAUGGGGAGUAUAAUGAAGACCAUGCUAUUGAGGACCUUCUGGAGGAGGUGAAUGAAGUCACGGAGCCAGAUGAAAUUAUUGAAGAUUUUGAUAUUGAUAAAGAGCUGUCAGUAGAAAGUAAGCAUACAGAAGAUGUUGUGGCCACUGAACCAGAGGAAUCAGAAAUUCCUGUUCAAGCUGAGGAUUAUUCAAAUGAUGAUCUAGUGG
Molecule: messenger RNA, 1333 nt
Organism: Pelecanus crispus (Dalmatian pelican)
Lineage: Eukaryota; Metazoa; Chordata; Aves; Pelecaniformes; Pelecanidae
Source: RefSeq, a predicted model, not a curated record